CCCUCUAAAGCAUUGUAUACCUGAGUCAGGUAGAGAAAAGACUGAUCGUGCUUUGUUGUCGCUUGUACCUGCAGUCAGUCAGAAAGACCGGUUUUAGAAUGUUUGUUUCAUUAUUAUUAUUUUGAAUCAUUUUUAAGUGGAGCAGAAAAGCUCUUUAGCGCUUUAGGAUGAACAUUCAAGUUGUCGAAGUUGACUUAAAGGGUCCUGCACAUAUUUGCUUCAAAGUAGAAUUUGGAUGCAGAAGAAGGCUUCAGGCGUGGACUGUGACUGGUGUCCGGUUGCAAACCUUCACUUGGCUCUGACCUGGAGACAAGAGACCCUGGAACCACAGCAAAAGGCAGGACUGGUCUUGCUGGGCCUCAUACUUGAGGAGAUGAGGCAAACAUCCAAACUUUUGCUUCACUCACCGUCACCACCGCCCUUCAUUCAUAAACCGUCGCCAUCCGGUCCCUGCAGUCACCACACCUCAACUUUGGCCCUUCUGAAAGAAGAGGUUUUAAAUUAGAUGGCAAUCAAUGAUAUUUUAGCAUCCCCUUCAACAGGAAUGUUCCAUGUGUUCUAUCCUUCAUUCCACCGGAGUCUGUAUUUGUACAUACGCAGAUUUCAGUGGCGUGAAGUGUACGAGACAUGGAGGCUUCACACCAUUCCACCAGCUGAAGAAGGUGCUCUUGUCAGUUUAAGUUGUUAAUGCAUUUAAAGUGGUUGGUCCACUAUUUUUUGGGCUAUAAGGUGCUUGGGAACUUGUGUCACAUGAAAUGUUUGACCCUGCUCCCAGUGUCUGUUGUUCUAUGUGCCAACGAAACAAAGUGUGUAGAAUUGGCAGAAUUGUGGUGUUGUGCUGCAAAAAUAAAGGCUAAACUAUUAACAUCUUAGAUUUGCCUUUGUAAAUUUAAAUGUAUUUUUUUAAUUCCAUGUAAUGUGUAGUAUUGUAACUUAUACAAUUAACUUGAUCAUAUUCUAUUCAUAUUUUAAGUAUUUUCUUUUCACAAUUUGUAUUUUGUGUAUGUAUGUAUGUAUGUAGUGUGUGUGUUUGGACACAUCCAGAGGAGAAAUAGUAAGUAUAUUGGUAGAAGGAUGAUGAAGAUGGAGCUGCCAGGCAAGAGAGCGAGAGGAAGACCAAAGAGAGGGUUGAUGGAUGUUGUGAGGGAAGACGUGAGGGCAGUUGGUGUUCGAGAGGAGGAUGCAGGAGAUGACGCGGUGUGGCGACCCCAAAAGGGACAAGCCCAGCCAUGCAUGUCUGGAUAUUUGGUUUCCUCUUGGUUCUUUUUGCUCAAGGCUUGGCACUUGAGGAGGAUGAGGACACAGUGGGUGAAGAGAUCGGCGUCCAUCAGCUGGAGCGUCUGGUGGAGCUGCUCACGCCUUCUGAGUGCGAGGACCUCCUCGUUGCCCUCUCUCAGGCAGAAGAAAACAUCUUGGAGCGUAUUGUCAAAAGAGACACCUCUUCACUAAAAGAAAGUGAGGCUAAGUGUCGGAAGGAUCUGAGAGACUGGCUGCAGAAGUACGGUCGGGAGAUCUACUUCGACCGACUCACUUGGGCCUUGCACCACAUCGACAGAACAGACAUCGCCGUUGAGCUGGGAAAGAACAUCAAUCAGGAUACAAUUUUAAACCUGAAACGGUAUGCCGAAGGCUAUCAUGAGUUAUUCAAGUCCAUGAACUCCCAAGAGGCAGAACCGGAAACAGGUGGAAAGAAAAGACAGAAAAGAGCGUCUGAUCUGACGUGGCGCGACCUCGAUCUUAUUGUGGAGCGCCCCCCAGUCCCUGCGUACUCCAAGGGCCCUUUGGACGUGGCGCUCCCUGUCUUGUAUGGGAUCCUGCUAGGCUUCGGGGGAACCUUGCUUGCAACUGUCGCCACGCUCUUCGCCAUCUUGCGCAUCUCACGUCGGAGCCAGCAGAGACGUCGACCCAGGGUGACUUGCUACCCCAGUUAUGAGUUGGUGCAGCAGCUGCAACUUAUUAGAGUGGACUGCGGAGGCCACAUCCAUCUCUUGUCACCCAAGGAGUCAGCUGCAAACGACUUCCGUAAGAGUUUAAAAUCGCUGCUUGAUGAAGCCAACAGAACCACAUCAUCUGCAAAAAUUUGAGACGCAAUGCUGAGGCCACCAAACAGGACCCCUUCAACACCUCGGCUGCUCCUAGAACUUCUGCCAAUAAAAGUUAUGAACAGAAUACAAUACAGAAUUACAAAGGGAAGUCUUGGCGGAGUCCAACCCAAAAUGAAAAGGAAUCGGAAUUAGUGCCGGCAAUACGGACCAAACUCUGACACCCGUCAUAUAGGGACCGAACAGGGGUCAGGUACCACAUACUCCCGGAGCACCUCCCACAGGACUCUCUGAGGUACACGGUCGAACACCUUCUCUACGUCCACAAAGCUGGUUGGGCGAACUCCCAUGCACCCUCGAGGGCCCUGCCGAGGGUGUAGAGCCGGACCGCUGCUCCACAUCCAGGACUAAACUUCCCUGACUCCCUCUUCUCCAGAACCCCAGAACUGACCUUAUACCGCCAGGGAGGCUGAGGAUUGUGAUCCGCCUGUAGUUGGAACACACUCAAAAAAGUGGUGGUGUUUCUGACAACCCAGAAGUAGUAGGAGUACUAGGUAAAAUUAAAUGCAAUUUUGGUGGCUUAACAUACUUAAAGCAAGGAAAGUACCAAAUUUGACAUCCUUCACUAGCAUUUUUGUGUAAUCUUGCCAUCACACUGUAGGUUCUAUCCAAUAAAGAGACAGGAGCUCAAACAGCCUUGAUGCUCUGUUUAAUGAGUCGAUGGGAUAAUAAAAGCCCACACUCA
Phyllopteryx taeniolatus (common seadragon) is the source of this 2787-nucleotide messenger RNA. RefSeq names its product transmembrane and death domain protein 1-like. Gene Ontology annotation, biological process: signal transduction. Gene Ontology annotation, molecular function: protein binding. The record is from RefSeq and is a predicted model, not a curated record. Bases 1230 to 2084 code for a protein of 284 amino acids. NCBI's taxonomy places the organism in Eukaryota, Metazoa, Chordata, Actinopteri, Syngnathiformes, Syngnathidae. The transcript has 9 exons.